Molecule: messenger RNA, 2586 nt
Organism: Microtus ochrogaster (prairie vole)
Lineage: Eukaryota; Metazoa; Chordata; Mammalia; Rodentia; Cricetidae
Gene: Tsku
Product: tsukushi, small leucine rich proteoglycan
Cellular component (GO): extracellular matrix
Molecular function (GO): protein binding
Source: RefSeq, a predicted model, not a curated record
AGUAGCGCGCUGUUGGCCGAUGUCUGCCCUGCGCCUCUGAGACAGAGUGAGUGUGGAUGGAGGAAUCUGGCAGUUUGGUGGAGAGACUUGCUUGGUUUCGAGUACCGCUGUGCGUUUAUCCGGACUCCAGGGUUGAGAGGACCAAGCUUCCGAUCCCAUAGGUGCCGCCAUGUGGUGCUCCCUGUUCCUGCUGCUCCUGGCUGCCGGCGGAGUGUGGACCACCCGGCCAUGCUUUCCCGGGUGCCAGUGUGAGGAGGAGACUUUCGGCCUCUUUGACAGCUUCAGCCUGACUCGGGUGGACUGCAGCAGCUUGGGCCCCCACAUUGUGCCUGUGCCCAUCCCUCUGGACACAGCCCACCUGGACCUGUCUUCCAACCGGCUGGAGACGGUGAAUGAGUCGGUGCUGGGGGGGCCGGGCUAUACCACGCUGGCUGGCCUGGAUCUCAGUCACAAUCUCCUCACCAACAUUGCACCCACUGCCUUCUCCCGCCUGCGCUACCUGGAGUCUCUCGACCUCAGCCACAAUGGCCUGGCAGCCCUGCCGGCUGAGAUUUUCACCACCACCUCCCUGAGUGACGUCAACCUCAGCCAUAACCGACUACGGGAGGUCUCCAUAUCUGCCUUCUCCACCCACAGCCAGGGCCGGGCACUGCAUGUGGAUCUGUCCCACAACCUUAUCCACCGCCUGCUCCCCCAUCAGCCCCGGGUCAGCCUGUCUGCACCCACCAUUCAAAGCCUGAACCUGGCCUGGAACCGGCUCCGCGCAGUGCCCGAUCUCCGAGACCUGCCCCUGCGUUACCUCAGCCUGGAUGGGAACCCCCUGGCUGCCAUCAACCCAGGUGCCUUCAUGGGGCUGGCGGGCCUCACCCACCUGUCCCUGGCCAGCCUACAGAGUGCUCUCCAGUUAGUACCCCAUGGCUUCCGGGAGCUCCCGGGCCUGCAGGUCCUGGACUUGUCAGGCAACCCCAAGCUCAAGUGGGCAGGAGCCGAGGUGUUUUCGGGCCUGGGCUUGCUGCAGGAACUAGACCUGUCGGGUACCAACCUGGUACCCCUACCUGAGAUGCUGCUCCAUCACCUCCCUGCUUUACAGAGUGUCAGUGUGGGCCAAGAUGUGCAGUGCCGGCGCCUGGUGCGGGAGGGUGCCUACCCCCGGCAGCCUGGCUUCAGCCCUAAGGUAGUCCUACACUGUGGAGACACCCAGGAGUUUGCUGCCAGGGGCCCAGACAUCUUGUGACAAAUGGCGUGGCCUGGGGCCACUGGACAGACUGUCGUCCUGGGCUCGCUCAGGUCCCAGCUAACUUAUAUUUUAAUGUGCCAAUGCCUGUGGGGGGUCCACAGGCCUGUGUGGCGGCAUCUCAGUAAAGCUGUGGGCCGGGGAUAGCGUUCCUACCUGGGGCCUAUACCCAGUAGCGAAAUCUUCCCGUUUGUCUCAGUGGCUCACUUCCCCGAACUGUGAGCAGAGGGACAUUGAUGCCAACCAGACUCUGGUCCCUUCCCGAGCCCCUGCCCUAGUUGUCCCUAAGUGCCUUCUCUUUGGUCCGGGCUGACCUGAUCGGCGGUGUGAGAGGGUGGGUGGGCGCCACCGUUGCAAAUGCUGACUCGGGUCGUCUGACUGAGGGUUCCUUUGAGCCCUCACAUCGUCUGUGCUCUGGGCCCGUGAGGCCAGCUUCUUUCCCAUUCUCAUGGAAUCCUGGAUAGACUCUGAAUUAUAUAGAAGGGUUUAGAGAGAAAAUCAAAUCCGGCCUCCUCGGAGGACAGAUGGGAAUAAGGGACCGGGAGCGGCAACCGUGCUCACCUGAGGUCUUUAGAGGCAUGGAGAGCCCAGCCUCCUGCUGAGGUUGGGGGCUGUGUACUUUCCUCUCUGACAUCCAUCCCUCCCCCUUGCUGGGCACCCUGUUACCUUGUCCGUGCUCUUUCCCGUCAUGUGACAAGGUCACGGGGUGGGGGGGGGGACUCUAGGUUCAGUGGCCAGUUUAUGAUACGAGCAAAGUCAGUCCACCCUUCAGAGCCUCAGAAGCUCGGGACACACCAGUCCCAAGCCCGUCAGUUUCUCAGGUGGGGGCCCCCUAGCAUCAAGACUGGAAAGGUGCAGAUUCUCCCCAGAGACCCUGCCUCAAGAUGCUUCCUAAGAAGUCUGUGGAAUUGUGGCUGUCCUGCCGUGCGCUCCAAGGGGACUUGUGGACUUGCUGAGGGCCCGUCAGUCCUCUAGGAGUGGGGCAGAGAGAGACAGGGUUUCCCCUUCCCCUUGUGUUUAUCCCCGGGGUCGCAUCUCAGUUCUCCAGCCCUGGGUUCCUUCCUUCGUCUUCUUCAUCUUGUAAGAGUCAUUGCCUUUUCUUCACCAACUGUCACUUUUAACCCCCACCUCUGCUGGCCGGGGAUGGAAACGAAGAGAAACGGAUUUGCUCACUUCUGUAAGACUCUUCCGGGCUUGUGUUGGGGGUGCUGGGAAGAAGCCAGCUAUCGGUGACCACGUGGGCACUGGGGCUGGCCCCGGAGAUGCCCACGAGGCAGUGAGAGCUCUGUCUUCCCACACUAGCUCUGCCCAGCCCCUGAGUGGUCCUUGGUUUAAUAAAUACAUAGAAAGAA